AUGAGGGAUCGCACUAGGCAUGGCGCACAGCAAAACCAACUGGAUUACCUUUACGAUGCGUCAGUCGAACCCGAUGAAAACCGAAUCUUCUUCACCGGAUUAUUCAUCCUAAAUUUGUUCGCUCCUUCUUCACACGUUUUACGACUACAAUUCCGUAUGUAUGAAAUCUCGUCCAAUCAUAUUUCCGACCGUCGCGAGCACCUUGCUGUAUCUCAGCUCUUUCCACAUAUAAAUAUCUUAAUUGCCACUGUAAACAAACGCAAUUUUUCACAGUUUCUGUCUCUCCUUUCUCUCUCUCUGUCUCUGUCGCUGUCUCUCUCCCUCUCUUUCUCUCUCUCUCUCUCUCUCUCUCUCUCUAUAUAUAUAUAUAUAUAUAUAUAUAUAUAUAUAAAUAUAUAUCACAACACUUUUUCCAUCCCCGUCUAUUUUUCAUUCUAUCUAUCUAUCUAUCUAUCUAUCUAUCUAUCUAUCUAUCUAUCUAUCUGA
Acanthosepion pharaonis is the source of this 486-nucleotide messenger RNA. The record is from the annotation of a GenBank genome assembly. Lineage: Eukaryota; Metazoa; Mollusca; Cephalopoda; Sepiida; Sepiidae.